AGGUAUAGGAUCGAACCAGACCGUGAUCGAUGAAAUCCAUCAAGAUUUCCCUGAGUACAACAUGAUCGCAUCGGGAGAGGAGGCGGGGAUCUUCAUCAAGACGUCAGAGAACACGACUCUCAUUGGGGAG
This is a messenger RNA of Physella acuta, 130 nucleotides long. RefSeq names its product sucrase-isomaltase, intestinal. Gene Ontology annotation, biological process: carbohydrate metabolic process. The record is from RefSeq and is a predicted model, not a curated record. Gene Ontology annotation, molecular function: alpha-1,4-glucosidase activity. NCBI's taxonomy places the organism in Eukaryota, Metazoa, Mollusca, Gastropoda, Physidae.